UUCAACACGAUGACAUCUCCAGUGUUUGCGGUCUUUCUCACAUGUUUGUUCUUGGGGGAAAUGGCUCAGUCGACAGGUCUGAAAUCCUCCACAACUGUUCGUCAAGGGACAGGAUUUGUAUCAGUUAAUAUUGGGGACGAGUUGACUUUACAAUGUUUCUAUGAAGGAGAUGUUGCUGCAAGGCUUUACUGGUUUAAGCAAGUUCUAGGCCAGAAAGCAAAACUCAUCUCUACUUUCUUUAAAUAUAAUGUAAAUGUGACUUUUCACAAUGAAUUCAAGAACAAUCCACGCUUCACACUGGAUAUGGCAAGUGGAAAAAAUCACUUAACGAUCAAAGAUUUACGCCCUUCAGACUCGGCUACUUACUACUGCAUUAACUUUCUAUACACAAUAGACUUUUCAGAAAGCAUUUUUGUAAGUGUAAAGGGUUCAGGUUUGAAGAUCCCAGCAGUCCAUCAGUCAGCGUCUGAGAGCAUCCAGUCAGGAGGCUCUGUGACUCUGAACUGUACAGUACACACUGGGACCUGUGAUGGAGAACACAGUGUUUACUGGUUCAAGAACUCGGAAGAAUCUCAGCCAGGACUCAUUUACACCCAUGGAGGCAGGACUGAUCAGUGUGAGAGGAAAACCAACACACAAACGCAGACCUGUGUUUACAACCUGCUGAUGGAGAGUCUGAAUCGUUCUCAUGCUGGGACCUAUUACUGUGCUGUUGCCUCAUGUGGACACAUUCUGUUUGGAAACGGGACCAAGCUCGAGAUAGAAGAUCCUGCUUUGGUGUAUUUCUUGAGUGGAACUUUGACAUUCACCACCAUCCUGAGUGUUUUACUGGCCUUCACAGUGUGCAUGAUGAACAAGGGAAACAGCUGCCGAUCGAAAGAGUCUCAAGCCAGAUGUCCAGCUCCCCCCACAGCGAAAGCAAAGGGUUACCAACACGCUGAAAACCUUUAUUAUGCUGCUUUAAAUGCCGACCUGUCCAACAGAUCAAGAGGACAGAGGGAUCCCACCUGGAGUGAAUGUGUCUACUACAGCGUAAAGCAGUAGAACUGGACUUAUUACAUCUCAGGAUUUUCUUAGUGCUUCUCUGUAAUGAAGAUGUUUAUCCAGGUUUGAAAUAAAUUUGCUUUUAUAGUUUCUUUGUGGUUUGCAGACAAAAUGAAAUCGCUCCAUUCUCAACUUAUGUGCAUAUUUAGAAUACUGUUUGUUGUCUGUGUGCCAAAUAAACCAUGCAUGUCAAAAUAUAUUUUAAGUACUUAUGAAUACCUGUUUUUUAUGACCUAACCAGCAUA
This is a messenger RNA of Perca flavescens (yellow perch), 1289 nucleotides long. RefSeq lists its product as uncharacterized. Gene Ontology annotation, biological process: response to bacterium. Bases 10 to 1044 code for a protein of 344 amino acids. The transcript has 5 exons. The record is from RefSeq and is a predicted model, not a curated record. Lineage: Eukaryota; Metazoa; Chordata; Actinopteri; Perciformes; Percidae.